Messenger RNA from Plectropomus leopardus (leopard coralgrouper), 1248 nucleotides. It is a transcript of the gene surf4, whose product is annotated as surfeit 4. Gene Ontology annotation, cellular component: endoplasmic reticulum; endoplasmic reticulum-Golgi intermediate compartment; membrane. The record is from RefSeq and is a predicted model, not a curated record. Lineage: Eukaryota; Metazoa; Chordata; Actinopteri; Perciformes; Serranidae. Gene Ontology annotation, biological process: Golgi organization.
GGGGCUCUGUCUCUCUCGUCAAAUCGCGGGGCAUUGUGGGGCGGAGGCGGCCUUUCUCUGCGUCCAGGCGGUCGGGAAAUCUUCAAGUAAAUAACGUUAACGGGGGGAGGAGCAGUCCGAGAGCAGCCUGCGAAAAACCCAACACACCAAAAUUGUGUUGCGCUAAGCUCAAAUUAUUUUUAAAAAAUCAUAAUAUUACACAAAUAUGGGGCAGGAGGAUCUCAUGAACACAGCCGAAGACGUGGCGGACCAGUUCUUGCGGGUAACCAAACAGUACCUGCCCCACCUGGCACGUCUGUGUCUCAUCAGCACCUUUCUGGAAGACGGCAUCCGCAUGUGGUUCCAGUGGAAUGAACAGAGAGACUACAUCGAGGCUACCUGGAGCUGUGGCUACUUCCUGGCUACGUGCUUUGUGCUGCUUAAUCUCAUAGGACAGCUGGGUGGUUGUGUCCUCAUCCUCAGUAGAAAUUUUGUACAAUAUGCCUGCUUUGGACUAUUUGGCAUCAUAGCGCUACAGACUGUUGCAUACAGCAUUUUAUGGGACCUCAAAUUUUUGAUGAGAAACCUUGCCCUCGGAGGUGGUCUGCUCCUGCUGCUGGCCGAAUCUCGUUCGGAAGGAAAGAGCAUGUUUGCUGGAGUCCCCUCCAUGGGGGAGAGUUCGCCAAAGCAGUACAUGCAGUUAGGUGGCCGAGUACUGCUUGUGCUCAUGUUCAUGACUCUGCUGCACUUUGACUCCAACUUCUUCUCUAUCCUGCAGAACAUGGUAGGAACCGCACUCAUUAUCCUGGUGGCCAUCGGCUUCAAAACCAAGCUGGCAGCGUUGACCCUCGUCAUGUGGCUCUUGGCCAUCAACGUCUACUUCAACGCUUUCUGGACCGUCCCGGCCUACAAGCCCAUGCACGACUUCCUCAAAUACGACUUCUUCCAGACCACCUCUGUCAUCGGCGGCCUGCUGUUGGUGGUGGCACUUGGACCCGGAGGAGUGUCCAUGGAUGAGAAAAAGAAAGAGUGGUAGGAAAACGGGGUUAAGAUAAAAGGAUUGCACAGCACCACUCACUUCCUCCACCAACUGGGACACAAGACCCUCCCUCUCCUCCAGUUCCCCCCACCAGGGUACACCAUUUUUGUUUUUUCUAGCAUAUUUUUUUAUUUAGCCAAAUCUACAGGCACCACCUCACCUAUCUUUGGAUAUUUUUUUUCUAUUUUCCUCCAAACUGCUGUUUUUAUUUUUUUGUUGAACAUAUAUAA